ACUUUUUCAAAAUUUAAAAAAAAUUAUGCUUUAUUCUUCUAGGUGACUUAACAAUGGAUGAAAAUCCAGAAAUUUUAGCUAAGUAUCAAAAGUUAGCACUUGAAUAUUCAAAAUUGAAAGCUCAAAUAUCUGUUUUGAAGACAGCAGUCGCAGAUGAACAAACUAAUGCAUCCGAAUUACAAGAAGCUCUAAAGAAAAGAGACCAGUUGAUUCGUAAACUAGAGCAGGAGGUGGAGUGUUUGAAUUUCAGAAAUCUGCAGCUUUCAAAAAGAGUAUCUAUUUUGCAGAAUGAUUUGGAGGUUGUUGAUACAAAGCAUCAUUCCAAGAGUAAAUCACCGGGUGUUCAGUCUGGUCAUUUAUCUGAAUCUUACAAUGUUUUGAAUGCUGAGCUACAGAGUAGAAUAGAAGAAAAUGAAAGACUACACCAACAGGUCUAUACUGCAGAUCAAGAACAUGGUAGAAUUGUCUCUGAUCUAAAUUCUACUGUAGAGCAGUUACAGUCAAAUUUAACUGAACUUGAGAAAAAAAGUAGUGAAAAAAUCAAAGAGCAACAAACAACGAUAGAUACACUGCAGAAAGAAAAGAUAAAAAUGCAGGUUUGCAUAAAAAAUCAUGAGCAAGAAUUAAAAAAGUUGAAUUCAUCUGAAGAUAUAAAGUCAAAAGACAUAACAGCUGAGAACAAAGAGCUAAAUCUUCAAAUAGAAGAAAUGAAAACAAUUAUAGCCAAUAACGUUUUGUUUAAUGAUAAGUCUAAGGAUGUUUUAAAUAUUCUGAAUACUCCCAUUAUUCAACGUGGUAAGCACAAUCAGCUGUUGUUGCUAAUGCUCAAGAAGCAAAACCUUGUAUACGAGUUUUGCCGGCAAAUGUCCGAUUUGCACACUUUCAUGAUACAAAGACUUUGCGCUUCAGAUACAGACAAUAAAGCUGUCACCGUAAAGCUAGAAAUAAGCUUGCGAGAGAGUAUUCAACAAUUAAAAGUCAUUCCACUCAAUUUUGAAAAUAUUGUUAGUGCUAUCAAAGCUGAAACUUUAACAUGGGAUAAAUCACCAGUGAAAAACUUUUGUUUAGCAUUCCAAAGAUAUGAAAAGUAUUUGGAUAAGAUGCUACCUUUUCUUAUUUUAAGGAUUCAAAAUAAAGAUUCAUGGACUUCCUCUAAGAUGGUGGAGUUAGUUCCAAAACUUAUUGUGGCAGCAAAGAAGUUAAUGUCUUGUUUCAAAAAGCUUUUCCGCUACAUUCAACUGCUCUCUUGUAUUGGUUGUAAUUUUGAUUUCAACUAUUAA
This is a messenger RNA of Parasteatoda tepidariorum (common house spider), 1280 nucleotides long. Lineage: Eukaryota; Metazoa; Arthropoda; Arachnida; Araneae; Theridiidae. The record is from RefSeq and is a predicted model, not a curated record.